Messenger RNA from Macrobrachium nipponense, 4449 nucleotides. RefSeq lists its product as uncharacterized. Lineage: Eukaryota; Metazoa; Arthropoda; Malacostraca; Decapoda; Palaemonidae. The coding region runs from base 504 to 2618 and encodes 704 amino acids. The record is from RefSeq and is a predicted model, not a curated record. The transcript is spliced from 4 exons.
GCCAUCGAAGGAAGAGGUCCCUGGAUACUAAGCGUCUUGGUUUAUUUAGAACGUCCCCCUUUUUAAACAAGUGAAAGCGAAAGGAAAUAGCAUACCAGUGAUUUCGAAAACGAAUAAGUGUGAAAUUCUGUUUUUCAAAAGUAGUUACUUAUAGCCGCCAAAGAAAAAGGGCUCAAGUUCAGUUCGAUUUGAUUUAUUUUUUUUUUCCAAUGCACAAAUGAGGACAUGUAAAGCAACGCAUUAAACGGGAGAAAAAGAAAAUCUUUUCUCAGCUUUGGUGUCACGGAGAAGUGUAUCAAAGGAUUUAACCCAAAGCCCUCAACGAAAAGGCAACGUUCAAACAUGAGCGAAGAAGAACAGAAGUGAAAUUUUCAGAAAAAAGAAAAGAAAAUCAUUUUGUCCCAUUUUUGUCGAGGGAGUAUCUAUCUGUCUCUACACGGUCUUAUAAAACAGGAUACCUAUCAGUACUACAUACCCCGAAGGUAUACGACAGAAGUUGAGAAAUGAUGAGUUUACACUGGAUGAGAUCGGGAAUGGGCGUACGGGCGGCGGUGAUCCUGAUGCUGCUGGUGCUCGUGGGCGUCACUCAGGCAAUGCAGAGGCGCUCUGCCUCUGCCAGCCCUACGCCCACGCCCGAUCCAAACCUGGCCGCCCUUACAGGACUGGGAGGAGGAGGAAUUGGCGCGAUAUCAGGUGGCGGCGCCAGUUCGAACGGCAACGGCAAUGGCGGGACGUGCAACAACCAAGACCUCCUGACGAACCUAUUGGUAUACCAGUACCUCUCCGGAUCCAUACCCAACGGUGGGCCGCCCGGGUCGAACCCUCAACUCCACGCUCUUCUCGGGUCUGCGGGCCCAGCAACGACCACCGUAACCAGCGUGUCAACGACCCUAACGACCCUAGUUGUAGAAGUAGAACCAUCUACCCACUACAUGACCUCCACGACCUCCUACGUCACGACCCUGACAUCGGUGGAGACCAAGAUUAUCCCGGUUCUCUUCAGGGGAUCCAAGAUCACGACCACCAUCAGCGAGUCGUCAGAAGAGGUCAUCACAGCAACGGAGUUCUUCACAGAAACAUCCGUCCACUCCCCGUCCAUCGUCCAAACCCUGCCUGUCCACAUCACCAUGACAGCAACGAGCACUCGUGGCUUAAACGGACAGUACACCCUGCAUGAACUGACCCCUGGGCCAACAUCAGUUAUCCAUCAGCCAGUUUCAACGACUACUUUCGAUUUCGACGCAGCUGGGCUAGAUAUAGGGAGUCUGGACCUCUCACAGAUCGAUAUUGCUAGCUUGACCAGUGGAGGACUCGCCGGAUUAGGCCUCCCUGGUGAUGACAAUCAGAUGCUGUCUGUUCUAUCAUCCCUUUUGCAGAACUACGAUGACGCAGGCGCUGCAGAUGCUGGCUUUGAUUCAUUCCCAGGUACCCGCUUUGGCAGCAAUGGAAGAAGUGCCGAUGGGAGGAGGAAGAAUCCUUUCAGCAGCAGAAGAACAAGAUUCGAAGAUACUUUCCAGAAUGACUAUGCAGAUUAUGACGCCCCUGUUGAUGACCCUCCAAAAUUCAACGUCCUGCCUGGAUUCACACUAAGCGACCGCGUUGCUAGCUCUGGUUCCAGCUCGGGCUCUGGAUCUGGGAGUGCUGCCACAGACACAAGGUACAGCAAAUACCACAGAAAAGACAGGGUUGACAACAAUGGCAUUGCAACCACAACUGAUGCAAACACUCGAGAAGGUGAAAGGUUUUCUGCUUCAACUCGUCGCAGAACCUUCUCCAGGACAUCAAACAACCAACGUCCAGCAACAGAGGACAGAACUUCUCGGCCUCCUAGCACACGUUUCGUACCUGCAGCUGAAUCUCAGUACUUUGAAGAUGGCCCACCCAAAUUCCGGCCGUUUGGAGCUAGAAGUGAUCGAGAAAUAUCAUCUCGCCGUCGAUCUGGUGUUCAAGAUACUACUACUUCUACUGCCUCACGACCAUCCUCGUCAGCACGACCCAAGGCAACUCAGAGACAAGAAGUUCCAGCUGAAACACCGACAGAAAACGUACGCACAACUGUUCUUACAAUGUACUUGAGUGGAACAGUACCAGGUGAAUUCAGUACAUCUCUCCGGACUGUUACUUUACGAUCCCUCGCUACGCGUCGGCGCCGAGAUACCAGUGAAGAACCUGUUACGAAGAUAGCUACAACAGCAUCAUCUUCCCUGCCGAUAACAGAAAAUACAAUUUUACCAGACGUUCUCCCUGGUGGAGUAAACUCUAAAGAAAUAGUCAAUUUACUCAAGACCUUAGACCCAGCUCAAGUUAAGCAAAUGCUCAAGUCCCUUCAAAAAUGGGUUGACUAUUACAAUCAUGAACUACUGGAUGAAGUAGAUAAUAAACAAGAUAUCAAGCGAGAUACCCAAGAAGAGACUAAAAUUAAUGAUGCACCACAGCUUACUUCAUCCAUCAAUGUAGAAAAUACUGAAACCGAAAAUGUGGCCACAACAGCUCUGCCACUUUCACCAUCAGCAAUUUCCGGGGAGCCCAGCUCCUCCAUGUUAUGCUACCCACCCCCCACAGUCACGGAAACAGUGUACCGCACCUUUGUCAUUACCUCAGGUCUGUCUCCAGCUUAAACUGCUCGGCAUUGCAUCACUUAAAACAAUAAAAAUGAGGAACUUUUCUUCCUCACUGAUAUCGAGUAACUGCCACAGAAAGCAUCAGUAGCGCUGUGCAGUUCAUACAAUUUCCUCAGAGGCCCAGUGAUAUUUAUGAGUGAAUGUGGCCAGGCGUUCUUCAUGAGCACUGGCCUGCCAAUAGCUGUACAUAAAUCGCUUAUUUGAACCUGGCCUGUAUAUAGUAGCAUGUACGUUAUCGUGAUCAAGUUUGUGUGUGCAGACAGACAUAGUACGUGUGUGAGGCCCACCCAGCUCAAAUAAUCCAAAUGCCUCAAGGACGUCGUCAAGAGCUCGGCUGGAUUUCCCGCUUUAACGAGCUCCCAGCUGUGUUCUAAAGCGUGUAGAUGUUAAGUCUUGGACUCUUUUCUCUCCUCUAUGAUGUAUCCUCUAGUUCGUCUAGCUCUCUUCAACGAAUCUCACUCGUCGUAUGAACUUCUUAAAUGCGGUCGUGAGAGUUAGAAAGAUCUAGAACCCUUGACUCCCAGAUUCCGUGACCUCAAAAUACCGAAUCUUUGUGACGAUGACAAGUCGUGAUACCCCGAUAGUCUUCUGCUGUCGGGGCAGAGACUUGGAAGUGAAUCAGAAAACACUGGUGGAUUCUGUCGUUAGACCAGAUCUGUCAGAUGAUGCCGUGUCAUUUCAGGGAUGCUGCUGUGUGCAACGAGAAAAAUACAAUGACGACUUCAACUUGAUUACUUCUGACCCCAAUCUACGGUAACAGGUCGUCCCUGGAGGGAUCACCUUGUCUUACUUUCUAGAAUCAAUAACCUGUUCAUUAUAUCAUCUUGGUCACCAGAAAUACUCGAUUUCGAAGUCCCAGUACAGCAGUUAUUGUCCCGUGGUUGAAAAUGUAUAAAAUGAUAGAGAACUUCCGUAACUCUACAAUGAUGAAGUUGUAUGAUUUUUACGUCAUCAGACAAUUCCCCACCCUAAACAACGUCGAGAAUUGGUCUCUUGACUUGCUUAUCCCCAAAACAAUUUAGUAUCGCCUUUUACCGAAGGACACCAAUACAAUUAGUUAUCAUCUAAUGAGGGAACGUCCAUGUAAUUCAGUAUUACUUGCAUUGUUACAUCCCAGCUUUUUCAGUAAAGACCCACUUGAAAAGUUCCCGUUUAAUGUAAUUCAACAUUGUUUAAUCAAAGCCAUGUGUAUUUCGUAUAUUAUGAAAAACAUGACGCGGAAGAUUGUCCCAUAACAAGCACGUAGUUUUAAAAUGUUCAGUUGUGACGGCAAAGAAUCACGGGAGUUUUCCCAGCAAUUGACCUCUAGAAGUGUUUUGCUGUAUUUUGAAGAGAUUUCUGGUGACGUUUUCUCCGAUCGCGUGAUAUAUGAUGUAUUGCCGAUUUGAUACAGUAUUGUAUGAAUUCAUAUUCUUCUUUGUUAUAACUGUAGAGUCUAUAUUUAGCUAUAUAUUUUUCAAUUGCUUUUCGUGUGUGUUUGUGCCUGCGUGUGAGUGUGUUUACAUACUGGAUUUUGCUCCAAGGGGCAUUGAGUAGGAAUUCAGUGGUUUUAUUUUUAUUAUAUCAAUUUAUCAUUAUUCUCAUUAUUAUUUUUAAUGUUACUGUUCGAGAAAGAUGAAGCGCCGAGAUCAUUCAUCCCCGAGUCAAGAUAUUUUCAUUUUUCCUCAAAACCGUUUGGUUUUUUCGUCACCCAAUCGGCAAUCUCAUUGGUGUUUGGUGUGAGUGUUCCAAACGAAUGAUUUCGAGAGCGAACGAUUAAUUCGGAGAGAAAAAAAAUCUCAAUUCAAAACACUGAAAUUCAUACCUGGAAAAUAUUCUGAUAUCUUAU